CAAGCACAAUAACAAACAUGAGCGACAAGCAGAAGCGGCAAGUGGUAAAGCUCCACAAGUCAUUUCUGGAAGAGAUCGAAGCGUGCAAGGUCCUGGAACGCCAGGGGCAGCAAGGAUUCUCAUCUCUCGUGAAUAUUGCGGAGCGAUUGCCACAUGUGAUGAGCGAGAAAGGGACCAAGUAUGGCGUGUUGGACAGCAUGGACAACGUGCGUGUGCUGCUACAACAACGCCACUUUGAAUCCUUAGAGAAGACGAGCACCUACAUCGCCCAAGUCAUCCAAGGCUUCUUCGACCGUGUGGAGAACAUGCAGCGAGCCAUGAGCACGUGCGCGGAUGUAUUGGAUCAAUUGCCAGUGGUGGACCAGCACUUGUUUGUGGUGGAACUCAUGGAGUGGAUGGAGAAUGUGCUGACGAUGUACGAGCGAGAAUAUCCUUUUGACGAGAGGCUUUUGCUGCUGCUUGUCAGUUCUAUAUAUAUAUACCUACCGACUACUGGAUCUUGGUUGCUUAACCUGCAGUGCACAGCGGGUCGAAAAAAGGGAUUGGGCCAACACCUCGAAUACUGGAAUGUCUCGGACCUGCAAGCCAGGCAGGCGCGAUGGCUGUCGAGUUCCGUCCACGGCCACAUCAAGGCGGACUACGGUACACUCACUCGCACUUUGGCCAUGGUAGUGGACGCAGUUACCGCGGCGUCGUCAACCUAAACGCGAGCUCAUAUUAUGCUGCUUUUCACUCAAAUUUGGACUUUUGGUUCUUCAAUUUCGCCAAAUCGAUUUUGCAUCCGUUUGGUCCAAUUAGUAGGAUUGGCAGAUAUUCGACUAUUAAUAGUAGUG
Aphanomyces astaci is the source of this 833-nucleotide messenger RNA. RefSeq lists its product as hypothetical. Lineage: Eukaryota; Oomycota; Saprolegniomycetes; Saprolegniales; Verrucalvaceae. The record is from RefSeq and is a predicted model, not a curated record. The transcript has 5 exons. The coding region runs from base 18 to 704 and encodes 228 amino acids.